Messenger RNA from Histoplasma mississippiense, 1464 nucleotides. RefSeq lists its product as hypothetical. The record is from RefSeq and is a predicted model, not a curated record. Lineage: Eukaryota; Fungi; Ascomycota; Eurotiomycetes; Onygenales; Ajellomycetaceae. Bases 1 to 1464 code for a protein of 487 amino acids. The transcript has 4 exons.
AUGUUGAUAAGAGACCUCAAAUUCUCACAACAGAGGCAGUUUAACGUCCCGGAGAAAACACGGGCAGCGCCCGUGUUUCAGAAGCCUCCCGAAGGGCAUGGAGACGUGGCAACUCUUGAGAAGACUCAGCUCAUUGCAAAGGAUUUUUCUGAGCUGCGCAUCCACUUCUGGCCCGACCGCAACACCAUUGGGGUACAGAGCACCUCCCCAGGCACGGAUGGAAUCACAGUGCGGAUGCUCAAAGCAUGCUGGCAGCAUGUGUCCCUCUUUAUACAGCAGCUAUACAACUGCUGCCUCCGGCUCUGCCACUUCCCACGAGCCUGGAAACUGGCAGAGGUGGCAAUGAUACCCAAGGUGGGUAAGAGAGAUAGAAGCUCAGUCCGCUCCUGGAGGCCCAUUGCCCUGCUUUCAGUAAUCUCCAAAGGGCUGGAACGCAUCAUUGCAAGGCGACUGGCGUACACGGCACUCAUUCACGGCAUAGUCAGCCCACAGCAUGGGGGGGCGCUGCCCAGACGAUCUGCAAUGGACCUGGUAGCUGCUUUCACUCAUGAGGUGGAGGCAGCCUUCGCACAAAACAAAGAAGUGUCCAUGGUCACAAUGGAUGUGCAGGGUGCCUUUGAUGCUGUGCUGCGCAGGCGGCUGCUUCAGCGGAUGGCGCAGCAGGGGUGGCCACGCGAGCUGCUGCAGCUCAUUGACAGUUUCCUCACUGAACGCAGAGCUCAGGUCCGGCUGGAGGGGACCACCACAGCAGCACAUCAGAUGCAAUGUGGCACGCCACAGGGGUCUCCUUUGUCACCAAUACUGUUCCUUCUGUACCUGGCAGAGCUGCUGUGGCAAAACUCGGAGUUGCGCUUUGGCUAUGCGGAUGAUCUGAACAUCUGGCGGGCGACCCACUCACUUGACAACAAUGCCACCCUUCUCAGACAGGAUAUACAGAGUAUUCUGAGGUGGGGGGAGAUAAACAAGGUGGCCUUCGCACCAGAGAAACUUGAGAUGAUCCAUCUUACAAGAAAGCGACACAAUGAGGCACCAGCAGUAGUUGUGUCUGAGGAUCUCACUGUUCACCCUGUUACUGCCCCAGCUGGACAGGAGCCAGCACUUCGCUGGCUGGGUGUACACUUCGACAGAAGGCUCACCUGGAGACCACAUGUCUCCACCCGGGCAAAGAAGGCAAGGGCCGUGGCCCAGCACAUCCGGAGUCUGGGAAAGACCAGAGACGGGCCCCCAGCAGACGCUCUGCGGAAGGCGGUCACCACCUGCGUGGUUCCCUCACUGCUCUAUGGCACAGAGGCCUGGUACGGCGGCCGCACGCAGCCAACGAGGUGUGGGUGCGCAGCGGCACGAUUAGAUACCUACCUGUACGAGCUUAGCGUUUUUCCGAUUUGCAAGGGCUGUAUCAAGCAGGCUGUCAACCUCGUUUCGCACCCUGUAACUCUAUCUCUUGUGCAAAGUUUCCGAUUGUGA